GCGGGCCCUUCGGGAGGGACUCGUUGCAGGGCUAACGGCCCGCGCCUCUGCCCCUACUGUGUUCUUGGGACGCGGCCCGGCGAUAGGAACGUGGCGGUAGGAAGCGAUGCCUCUUUUCGGGAGCACCUUCAGCCCUAAAAAGACCCCGCCGCGGAAGGCCGCCUCGCUGUCCAACCUGCACUUGCUGGACAGAUCCACCCGCGAGAUCGAGCUGGGCCUGGAGUACGGCACUCCCUCUAUGAACCUCACGGGGCAGAGCCUCAAGUUUGAGAACGGCCAGUGGGUGGCAGAAAUAGGAAGCUUCACGGGAGAUCGCAGGGAAAUGCAGCGCUUGCGCAAACGCAACCAGCAAUUGGAGGAGGAAAACAAUCUCCUUCGUCUGAAGGUGGAUAUUCUGCUGGACAUGCUCUCUGAGACCACGGCCGAGUCCCACCUGAUGGAGAAGGAGCUGGAGGAGCUGAAGAGUCACAUCCGGAGGAGGAAAUGACAGAAGCGGUGGCUGAGGGAGAAGGGAGAGGAGGUCAUGGGAGACUUUCCCUGUUCCUGCAGGCACAGACUGGCUCGGGUGUCCGGGCUGUAUUGGUACCACAUAUAGAUAGCUCCAUGGGACAAGAUACCUGCAGUAUUGCAUCGGUACAGUGUAAGGGUGCCUCCGCAUCCCAGCACGUCACAUUGUGCACUGUUCACCAACGCUCAUGUUUGUUCCCGGAGCACUUCACCACUUUUUAGCGCUCAUGGCUGUUAGCCGCAGGUACACAUGCUCCACAGCAACCUGGCAGCACCGCCCUCCCCGUGAGCAGAGAUCUGUGCCACGGCUGAUGCCUGGAUUCACAGCCUGGCUUUGUGCAAGGCCUUUGGCGAGCGGAGCGCUGACCUUGCUUGUUCUCGAGCGUUCGGCGUCGUUUACAUGAAAACUCACAUUAAAACGUUCGUUGGAACCCGAA
Centrocercus urophasianus (Greater sage-grouse) is the source of this 944-nucleotide messenger RNA. RefSeq names its product chibby family member 1, beta catenin antagonist (gene CBY1). Lineage: Eukaryota; Metazoa; Chordata; Aves; Galliformes; Phasianidae. The coding region runs from base 107 to 487 and encodes 126 amino acids. The transcript has 4 exons. The record is from RefSeq and is a predicted model, not a curated record. Gene Ontology annotation, cellular component: nucleus. Gene Ontology annotation, biological process: negative regulation of Wnt signaling pathway.